AUGAGGCGAAUGCCUCCUCCAGCUUGGUAUUCUCAAAGCACCUAUUCGUUAAAUAUUAUUCCUGAAGAGCAUAUCCCGCCUGCAGAUUAUGACGAUGUCGUGCAUAAAGAGGUCGGCGAAUCGCUGGAUCGGCGCGGUAAGCCAUUGGCGGCCUCCGCUUACAACCUGAAUUUGACGCCUCCUCUGGCCGCAGUGGACGGUUUAAGCAAGGAAAACUUGAUUGAUGUACCACUAACUCUGGACAUGCGGAGGUCCUGUCACGACAUUUCGACUCCAAGAACGUCUUCAGAAAAAACUCAGUUCUUCUCGCGACCAUUUCGAGGGAUACCGUUGAAGAGGACGAAAAGCGUCAGUAAACUCGAGAAAGUCACUCAACCA
This is a messenger RNA of Ostertagia ostertagi, 378 nucleotides long. Lineage: Eukaryota; Metazoa; Nematoda; Chromadorea; Rhabditida; Trichostrongylidae. The record is from the annotation of a GenBank genome assembly.